Durusdinium trenchii is the source of this 2120-nucleotide messenger RNA. NCBI's taxonomy places the organism in Eukaryota, Dinophyceae, Suessiales, Symbiodiniaceae. The record is from the annotation of a GenBank genome assembly.
CUUGUCAUGACUCAGUAGGUUCACUGCUUUGGUUUGGUCAAGUUCAUUUCUUCAGCUUUUGGCUCAGUGGCUGGUGAAGCAUCCCCAAAGGGGCAUGACUUCCAAGGCAACAUUCGAGUCCAUUCUGGGAUGCUUCAGAAGACAUCAGGUUGAGGGGGAUGAGGUGAUGGACUGGCAGGUCUUCUCGGAAGUCUUGAGAAAGCUGGACCCCGAGUUCUGCAGCGACACUUUGCUGGAGAACUUCAGACUUUGCUUCUCAGAAAUUCAGGAUGAGUCAGUGCGGGCAAUCAGGAUCGAAGAAGCCUUGAAGUGGAUCUUUUGCAGUAGUGUGAAGCUGAAGCGCUCCACAUCUUUGAAGAAGCAGAAGACCGAUGAAUUUGACACAGAAGCGCUUCGUGUGCGUACAGCUUCUGGGGCCGUGAUUUUGGCCAUGAAGGCCGAGGAGUUGGAGACGGUGGAACGGCUCAGGGAAAAGGUUGGAGAUGUUCUAGGCCGGUGUGUGGAUGAAGUGAAGCUCAUAGCCUUUGAGAGACAGCUGGAGGAUGGGGAAAGCUGCCGGGAACUUGUGACCCAUGAAUUUGCAGCAGGCAAAGGAUGCCUCGAAGUCUUGGUCGUGACACAGCAGAUUCCGCAACUAGACCCAGCACUUCCAGUUCUGGAUCAGCUGGAGGUUUUGAAGGCUAUGAUCAUGUCAUCAUCCGUGGAAUAUCAAAUAGAUGCUGCCACGCACCUCAGAAAGGUGCUGUCAGUGGAAGCCAACCCACCCAUUGAUCGAGUACUCGAGCUGGAUGUUGCCCCGCGGCUUCUGGAGUUGAGCCAACAAAUGGCCAACCCGCAGUUGCAGUUUGAGACGCUUUGGGCAGUGCUCAACAUCGUCUCCGGGAAUGCUCGGCAAACCCAAGCCAUUGUGGACCUGGAUGCUGUGCCCAUCAUCAUCAACAUCAUGCGAGAGAGUUCGACUCCAGACGUGCAAGAACAAGCAAUUUGGGCCAUUGGAAAUAUUGCUGGAGAUUCGGUUCAACAUCGAGACCUUUGCCUUCAAAGCGAAGGGAUGCCAGCAGUACUUCAGGUGCUCGAGAGCACCACAAAGAUCUCCUGCAUUCGCAAUGCAGUUUGGACCAUCUCCAACUUCUUUCGUGGCGCUCCCAAGCCACGUUUGGAUGACCUCAAGCCUGCAUUGCCAGUGCUUACACGGCACCUGCGCAAAAGUAGUGACACUGAUGUCUUGACAGAUGCCCUUUGGUCAAUGUCUUACAUUUCUGAUGGAGAGUACAACUACAUCCAAUCCGUGAUCGAUUCUGGAAUUUGUGAUCGACUGGUGGAGCUGUUGGCUCACCCGUCACAGAUGGUGCAUACACCUGCACUCCGCACUGUAGGGAAUCUUGUCACCGGCGAUGACGCGCAAACGGAUGCUGUUUUGAGCUGCAAGCCCUUGCCGUCGGUGAUGCAAUUGACAACAAGCACCAAGAUGAAGAUCAGGAAGGAAUGCUGCUGGAUGCUCUCUAACAUUUGUGCAGGACCUUUGUACCAAGUGGUGCAGAUCAGAGAUGCCGGCUUUUUCGAGCGCUUUGUGAUCACCGCCAGAGAUCCUGAACUCAGUGUUCGAAAAGAGGCCGCCUUUUGCAUUACAAAUGCUAGCGAAAGGCCAGAAGUUGUGGGAGAUUUGAUGGAUGCUGACUGUAUGACGGUUAUGCAUGAGCUGAUGGAUAGUCACGACGGAAAGCUCCAAGACCUUUGCCUCACUUUCAUCUCCAACCUUCAAAAGGCCUUGACAAGCCUGUCCGCAGAGUACUCAGAGCGUUUCUAUGCAGCCUUUCCAAUUCAAGACAUUGAAGAACUUGAGGAGAAUGCUGGCAGUGCAUCGAUCCGAAGCAAAGCCCAGAAGCUCAUUCGUCAAAUGCAGUCGAAGACGAGCACAGAGAGUCCUGAGGCUUGUCCGGAGAGUCCGGAUGGUUUGGAUGCUCCGCCGGAGUCCGAAGAUGAAGACUUAGAUUGACUGAAACGGCUAGCAGACUCACAUGGUUGGCCAGUAGACUUAGAUGCAGAUAGACUCACAUCUAGCUUUGUUUUUUUGAGGCGAAGGGGCCUUUCACAGACCUGAGUUCGUCAGAGCAACAGAC